CAACUCCAAAGUGAAAGAGAGAAAGAGAGAAUGGUCAUGACAACGAAGUCAGUUUCUACCUUCGCCAUCUUUAUCAUCCUCGUUCUGGUUAUCAUUGAAAUACCUGAAAUAGAAGCACAGGAUAGCGAGUGCCUGAAAGAAUAUGGUGUUGAUGAUGAUGGUGAAGAUGUUGGUUUUCCCUUCUGUGCGCCUAGGAUACAUCCUACGAUUUGUUAUAGAAGAUGCGUAAAGGACAAGGAGGCUAAGGGUGGAAAAUGCCUUUGGGGAGAGGGCGGUAAUGUGAAAUGCUUAUGCGACUUCUGCAGCGAGGAGCCUUUGAAUCAGUUUAUAAGUCGUCUUACUUGAAUCUUGCAUGUGUCGUGGUUUGUGUAAUGAGCAAGGCUAAUGAUCUAAGAAAUAAUGUAACAAUGAAUAAUAAGUAAAAUAAAGAAACGCUAGGCUUUGCUUGUGAAUUACUAUUAUUAAAUAAGGAUAAGUGGAUUUCAAUCUCGUGAAGAUCGACUUCGUAGAAGAUCAAUCCCUCUCUCUCUUCUAGCCAUCUGAUAACAAAUUUAGUUGCAGAUUUGAUUUGCCGGACGGAUAUAAGUAUAUAUAACGUUGUAUACUUGUAUUGAUAAAUGAUAACCCAAGGC
Arabidopsis arenosa is the source of this 632-nucleotide messenger RNA. NCBI's taxonomy places the organism in Eukaryota, Viridiplantae, Streptophyta, Magnoliopsida, Brassicales, Brassicaceae. The record is from the annotation of a GenBank genome assembly.